CAUCCCUCUCCAUGACAAAGCCUGCUUACUCAGCUCGCAGCAAGCAAGUCUUCCUCCUCCUCUUCUACCCUCUAGCUAGCUAGCUUUCUCGAUCCUCCAUAUAUACAACACACACACUAGAUGAGGCCUGAGCUAGUCCACUGCACACCAACAAAAACCUCAUACUAGAUCAAUCGAAUCGAUGGGGAUCUAGGUAGCUAAUUCUUGAUCUUCCUGGUUUGCUUAUCUGCAAUUUCAUGGCGCACAAGAUCCAGGGCAUCAUGGUGUGAAGAAAACAACUAAUUAAUCAAGAAAGCUUUGCUAGCUAGCCACCAAGAAGAAGAAGAGCAGAUCAAGAAAGGAGCAGAGAUCAGUUAGGUUAGGUGCAGAUGGCCAACAGGUGGUGGGACGAAGGCCGGUUGACGGAGGCGCCGCCUGCAUCAGGCCUCGCCAGCAACCAGAACCAGAACCAGAACCAGCAGCAGCAGCAGCUGGAGGACGCCAUGGCGGCGCCCAAGGUCGACGGGGAGAGCAGCAACAGCGGAGGGGGCAGCGGGCAGGACGACGAGCCCAAGGAGGGCGCGGUGGUGGUGCCGGCGAACCGCCGCCCGCGCGGCCGGCCCCCGGGCUCCAAGAACAAGCCCAAGCCGCCCAUCUUCGUCACGCGCGACAGCCCCAACGCGCUGCGCAGCCACGUCAUGGAGGUGGCCGGCGGCGCCGACGUCGCCGAGUCCAUCGCCCACUUCUCCCGCCGCAGGCAGCGCGGCGUCUGCGUGCUCAGCGGCGCCGGCACCGUCGCCGACGUCGCCCUGCGCCAGCCCUCCGCGCCGGGGGCCGUCGUCGCGCUGCGCGGCCGCUUCGAGAUACUCUCCCUCACCGGCACCUUCCUCCCCGGGCCCUCGCCGCCGGGCUCCACGGGGCUCACCGUGUACCUGGCCGGAGGGCAGGGGCAGGUGGUCGGGGGCAGCGUCGUGGGCGCGCUCACCGCAGCCGGGCCCGUCAUGGUGAUCGCGUCCACCUUUGCCAACGCCACCUACGAGCGGCUGCCGCUGGACGACGCCGAGGAGGAUCACCACCAGCUCGACGCCGCCCGCAGGCACGGUGCCCCCGGUGCUGGUGUUCCUCUUCCUCCGAUGAUGGCCGGCGACCCCUCCGCCACGGGGAUGCCGAUGUACGGCGUGCCGCCGAACCUGAUGCCGGGAGGUGGCGGGCACGCGGCACCGGAAUGGGCGGCGCAUGCACGGCCGCCCUACUAGCUACCUACCUAGCAUCAAUCAGUCAGGACUUCAGGAGUGGUCCAUGUGUCGACCUCUCCGAGCAUCAUCAAGAUCAGAUCUUCAACAAAGUCCAUCGUCAUACCAAUAACUAGAGAAGAACUUGCAUUGCAUAUACAUCUAGCAGCUGGUAAUUAACUAGAAUCUCUGCUUAAUUUGCUUUUGCUUAUUAUCUGUGAAAAAUCAUCUGGAGUUGCUUGCUCUAAUUCAUGUAUGAGGAAUUAUAUAUAUAUGAGCUCCUUUUACUGCCA
This is a messenger RNA of Triticum aestivum (bread wheat), 1504 nucleotides long. Its product is annotated as AT-hook motif nuclear-localized protein 20. The transcript is spliced from 2 exons. Gene Ontology annotation, molecular function: minor groove of adenine-thymine-rich DNA binding; DNA-binding transcription factor activity. Lineage: Eukaryota; Viridiplantae; Streptophyta; Magnoliopsida; Poales; Poaceae. Gene Ontology annotation, cellular component: nucleus. The record is from RefSeq and is a predicted model, not a curated record. The coding region runs from base 369 to 1235 and encodes 288 amino acids.